This is a messenger RNA of Peromyscus leucopus (white-footed mouse), 6943 nucleotides long. RefSeq names its product myosin VB (gene Myo5b). NCBI's taxonomy places the organism in Eukaryota, Metazoa, Chordata, Mammalia, Rodentia, Cricetidae. Gene Ontology annotation, cellular component: myosin complex; cytoplasm; actin cytoskeleton. Bases 354 to 6572 code for a protein of 2072 amino acids. Gene Ontology annotation, biological process: vesicle transport along actin filament; actin filament organization. Gene Ontology annotation, molecular function: ATP binding; microfilament motor activity; actin filament binding. The transcript has 46 exons. The record is from RefSeq and is a predicted model, not a curated record.
CGCCCUUCCACCUCUCCACUCCCUCCCUCGCCGCGAAUCCGCGCCUCCUCUCCCUACCUGAGCCGGGAGCGCGGCGCGCCUUCUCCCCGCCCUCCCGCCACUCCUGGCCGCCGCCGCACCAGCUCUGCCGCCGCCCUGGGAGUAAAGGUCGCCCCGGCCGGAGCGAGCGGGCGUCGGCGCCAGCAGGUCGGUCCACCCGGGAAAGGAGCGCGGAGGAACUGGGACCCGGCCGGGAAGAUUGCACCAGCGGUGCCCCGAGAACGCGCCGGGGAGCGAGGAGCCCGGCCUCAGAGCGCAGCCCCGGACCCAGCGUCCCGCGAGGCGCCCGGGGCUCCGGCUCGGCCCGCGGGGACAUGUCGUACAGCGAGCUCUACACCCGGUACACGAGGGUCUGGAUCCCUGACCCAGAUGAAGUGUGGCGCUCGGCUGAACUAACCCAGGACUACAAAGAGGGGGACAAGAGCCUGCAGCUGAGACUGGAAGAUGACACAAUUCGGGAAUACCCAAUCGAUGUCCAAAAUAACCAGUUGCCGUUCUUACGGAAUCCAGACAUCUUAGUCGGAGAAAAUGACCUCACUGCACUCAGCCAUCUCCAUGAGCCUGCAGUUCUGCAUAACUUAAAGGUCCGUUUCCUGGAGUCCAACCACAUCUAUACUUACUGUGGUAUUGUGCUGGUCGCCAUCAAUCCAUACGAGCAGCUGCCCAUCUAUGGACAAGAUGUCAUUUAUGCCUACAGUGGCCAAAAUAUGGGUGACAUGGACCCCCACAUCUUUGCUGUGGCAGAAGAAGCCUAUAAGCAGAUGGCCAGGGAUGAAAAGAACCAAUCCAUCAUAGUCAGCGGAGAGUCUGGAGCAGGGAAGACGGUGUCGGCCAAGUAUGCCAUGCGCUAUUUUGCCACGGUUGGUGGCUCAGCCAGUGACACCAACAUUGAGGAGAAGGUCCUGGCAUCCAGUCCCAUCAUGGAGGCCAUUGGGAAUGCCAAGACCACUCGCAAUGACAAUAGCAGCCGCUUUGGGAAGUUCAUUGAGAUUGGCUUUGAUAAAAAGUACCACAUCAUCGGGGCCAACAUGAGGACCUACUUGCUGGAGAAGUCCAGGGUGGUCUUUCAGGCGGAUGAUGAGAGGAAUUACCACAUCUUUUACCAGCUCUGCGCGGCUGCCAGCCUUCCUGAGUUUAAAGAGCUCGCUCUAACAUGUGCAGAGGACUUCUUCUACACUUCCCAUGGAGGAAACACAGCCAUCGAGGGUGUCGAUGAUGCAGAGGACUUUGAGAAGACCCGACAAGCCCUCACACUCCUUGGAGUGCGGGAGUCCCAUCAAAUAAGCAUCUUUAAGAUAAUUGCUUCCAUCUUGCACCUUGGGAGUGUAGAGAUUCAGUCUGAGCGUGAUGGAGAUUCCUGCAGCAUACCACCCCAGGACGAACACUUGAGCAACUUCUGCCGCCUGCUGGGAGUGGAGCACAGUCAGAUGGAGCACUGGCUUUGCCACCGCAAGCUGGUCACCACCUCGGAGACCUACGUCAAGACCAUGUCCCUGCAGCAGGUGGUCAACGCCCGCGAUGCCCUGGCCAAGCACAUCUACGCCCAGCUGUUCUCCUGGAUUGUGGAGCACAUCAACAAGGCCCUGCACUCCUCCCUGAAGCAGCACACCUUCAUCGGGGUCCUGGACAUCUACGGGUUUGAGACCUUCGAGAUUAACAGCUUCGAGCAGUUUUGUAUCAACUACGCCAAUGAAAAGCUCCAGCAACAGUUCAAUUCGCAUGUGUUCAAGCUGGAGCAAGAAGAAUACAUGAAGGAGCAGAUCCCGUGGACCUUGAUUGACUUUUAUGAUAACCAGCCUUGCAUAGACCUCAUAGAAGCAAAGCUGGGCAUCCUGGACCUGUUGGAUGAAGAGUGUAAGGUCCCCAAAGGAACUGAUCAGAACUGGGCCCAGAAGCUCUACGAACGCCACUCCAACAGCCAGCACUUCCAGAAACCACGCAUGUCCAACACAGCCUUCAUUGUCGUCCACUUUGCAGACAAGGUGGAGUACCUUUCAGACGGUUUUCUGGAGAAAAACAGGGAUACGGUAUAUGAAGAACAGAUCAACAUCCUGAAGGCCAGCAAGUUCUCACUAGUGGCUGACUUGUUCCACGACGACAAGGACUCUGUUCCUGCCACCAACACAGCGAAGAGUCGAUCGUCUUCGAAGAUCAACAUUCGCUCUUCCAGACCGCCCUUGAAGGUCUCCAACAAGGAGCACAAGAAAUCCGUGGGCUACCAGUUCCGCACUUCCCUGAACCUGCUCAUGGAGACCCUGAACGCCACAACGCCACACUACGUCCGAUGCAUCAAGCCCAAUGAUGAAAAGCUCCCCUUCCACUUCGACCCAAAGAGAGCCGUGCAGCAGCUCAGAGCCUGUGGAGUAUUGGAGACCAUUCGGAUCAGCGCAGCCGGCUACCCAUCCAGGUGGACCUACCAUGACUUCUUCAACCGGUAUCGAGUGUUGAUGAAGAAGAGAGAGCUUGCCAACACCGACAAGAAGAGUAUCUGCAAGUCCGUCCUGGAGAGUCUCAUCAAGGACCCAGACAAGUUCCAAUUUGGCCGCACCAAGAUCUUCUUCCGGGCAGGCCAGGUGGCCUACCUGGAGAAGCUUCGUGCCGACAAGUUCCGGGAAGCCACUAUCAUGAUCCAGAAGACUGUCAGGGGCUGGCUGCAGAAAGUAAAGUACCGUAGGCUGAAGGCAGCCACCUUAACCCUGCAGAGGUUCUACAGAGGACACCUGGCCCGCAGGCUGGCCGAGCACCUGCGGAGAACCCGAGCAGCCAUAGUGUUCCAGAAGCAGUACCGGAUGCAGAGGGCCCGCCUGGCCUACCGGAGAGUCUGCUGGGCUGCGGUCAUCAUCCAGUCCUUCACCCGGGCCAUGUUUGUGCGGAGAAACUACCGCCAGGUCCUCAAGGAGCACAAAGCCACCAUCAUCCAGAAGUAUGCCCGGGGCUGGAUGGCACGUAGACACUUCCAGCAGCAGCGGGAUGCCGCCAUUGUCAUCCAGUGUGCCUUCCGGAGGCUCAAGGCCAAGCAGGAGCUGAAGGCUCUCAAGAUUGAGGCCCGCUCUGCAGAGCACUUGAAACGCCUCAAUGUGGGCAUGGAGAACAAAGUGGUCCAGCUGCAGCGGAAGAUCGAUGACCAGGUUGGUGGCAGGAGAUUCCUACCUAGGUGCCGAGGCUUGUCAAGGGAUAUGGGGACAUGCUGGAGAGGGACCCCAAGCUUUCUCAGGGAGCUGCAGGUACCAGAGACCUCAGGGAACAUUGCCCAGUCAGUAAGAAUAGUUAUUACUGUAGUACUCAGAACAGUGCUCCACCCCAACAAAGAUGCCAGGCCGGCGGACGGCUGGGAGCGAAUGUUCUGUCGACAUCUAUCAAACAUCGAGUACUGGACAGAGACCCUACGUUCGUUAAUCGCCACUGUGAAUUUCCAGCGGCUCCGUAUCGACAGUAUCCGUUUCAAAGCAGCAGAAAACAGGGACCAUAGCCAUAUCUUACCUCUAUCGAAAGUUCCUCGCAGAUCUCAACGUGUGGGCUAUCAUUCACCCUCUGACGAAGAUGAUGAUCUGACAGGCAUAGAGAGUGAUGGUAACAUGUGCAUAGCCUUCCUGAGAGUGGGCAUGACCACGCACGAGCGGCCUGUCGUCUGUCUACGCUUCAGCAGCACCUUCUCCGCCCAACGACUGCUCACACCGGCUACGAAGAAGCUCUGGCUGAACGCCAGACCUUCUAGCUCUAGUACUGAGCUCCUCUCGGAUCCUUCUCCAGGCACAAUCGAUGACCGCAGGGAGUCUAUACCUCGGGUGCAGUUGACCAACACCUCUCGGUGGGAACAGGUGCAGCUUCUGCAGACCCUGGGCGAUAAGCUGCGGCUGGCCUUGGUUUUGGGAAGCGAGAAGACAUGUGGGCCCCAACAACACCUGAGGGAUUUCGAUGGUGAAAGUUUGAGCUACGGGUUCUGGAUCCUCCUCUUCUUCUAUCACACAAACGUAGGGGUUUUUUGUCUUGUUUUGUUUUCUUUCAUUUUUUUUCUGGGCUUCGUUUUACCUGUUGAUCUCUUUCAGCGAGUUGCAGACCUGGAACAUGAAAAUGCUCUCUUGAAGGACGAGAAGGAGCACCUUAAUAACCAAAUCCUGCGCCAAUCAAAAGCUGAAUCUUCCCAGAGCUCUGUAGAGGAGAACCUCCUGAUGAAGAAGGAGCUGGAGGAGGAGAGGUCCAGGUACCAGAACCUCGUGAAGGAAUACUCCCGGCUGGAGCAGAGAUAUGAGAACCUGCGAGAUGAGCAAACCCCGGGCCACAGGAAGAACCCGUCAAAUCAAAGUAGCUUGGAAUCUGAUUCCAAUUACCCCUCCAUUUCCACUUCUGAGAUUGGAGACACUGAGGAUGCCCUUCAGCAGGUGGAGGAGAUCGGUGCAGAGAAGGCGGCGAUGGACAUGACCGUCUUCCUGAAGCUGCAGAAGAGAGUGCGGGAACUUGAGCAGGAGAGGAAGAAGCUGCAGGUGCAGCUAGAAAAGGAACAGCAGGACAGCAAGAAAGUGCAGAUGGAACAACAAAACAAUGGCAUCGAUGUGGACCAGGAUGCCGACCUGGCCUACAACAGUCUGAAGAGACAAGAGCUUGAGUCGGAGAACAAGAAGCUGAAGAACGAUCUGAAUGAGCUGAGGAAAGCUGUCGCCGACCAAGCCAUGCAGGACAACUCCACCCCCAGCUCCCCAGACAGCUACAGCCUUCUGCUGAACCAGCUCAAGCUGGCCAAUGAGGAGCUUGAGGUCCGCAAAGAGGAGGUGCUGAUCCUCAGGACCCAGAUCAUGAAUGCUGACCAGCGCCGACUGGCUGGCAAGCACAUGGAGCCGAACAUCAACGCCAGAACAAGUUGGCCCAACAGUGAGAAACAUGUGGACCAGGAAGAUGCCAUUGAGGCCUAUCACGGGGUCUGCCAGACAAACAGCCAGACUGAGGACUGGGGAUAUUUGAAUGAAGAUGGAGAACUCGGCUUGGCUUACCAAGGCCUAAAGCAAGUUGCCAGGUUACUGGAGGCACAGCUGCAGGCCCAGAGCCUGGAGCAUGAGGAGGAGGUGGAGCGUCUCAAGGCGCAGGUGGAGGCCCUGAAAGAGGAGAUGGACAAGCAGCAGCAGACCUUCUGCCAGACCCUGCUGCUCUCCCCAGAGGCCCAGGUGGAGUUUGGGGUCCAGCAGGAGAUAACUCGACUGACCAAUGAGAACCUGGAUUUUAAAGAGUUGGUAGAAAAGCUGGAGAAGAAUGAGAGGAAGCUGAAAAAGCAGCUGAAGAUUUACAUGAAGAAGGUCCAGGACUUAGAAGCUGCCCAGGCAUUGGCCCAGAGUGACAGGAGGCACCAUGAACUCACAAGACAGGUCACAGUCCAGCGCAAAGAGAAAGACUUCCAAGGCAUGCUGGAGUACCACAAAGAGGACGAGGCUCUCCUCAUCCGGAACCUGGUGACAGACCUGAAGCCCCAGAUGCUGUCGGGUACCGUGCCCUGCCUGCCUGCAUACAUCCUCUACAUGUGCAUCAGGCAUGCAGAUUACACCAACGACGACCUCAAGGUACACUCGCUGCUGAGUUCCACCAUCAACGGCAUUAAGAAAGUCCUCAAGAAGCACAAUGACGACUUUGAGAUGACAUCAUUCUGGUUGUCCAACACCUGCCGCUUCCUCCACUGUCUGAAGCAGUACAGUGGGGAUGAGGGCUUCAUGACGCAGAACACUCCAAAGCAGAAUGAGCACUGUCUCAAGAACUUUGACCUCACUGAAUAUCGGCAGGUGCUAAGCGACCUUUCCAUUCAGAUCUAUCAGCAGCUCAUUAAAAUCGCAGAGGGCCUGUUACAACCUAUGAUCGUUUCGGCCAUGUUGGAAAAUGAGAGUAUCCAGGGGCUGUCUGGCGUGCGGCCGACGGGUUACCGGAAGCGCACCUCCAGCAUGGUGGAUGGAGAGAACUCCUACUGCCUGGAGGCUAUCAUCCGCCAGAUGAAUUCGUUUCAUACAGUCAUGUGUGACCAGGGCCUGGACCCUGAGAUCAUCCUUCAGGUGUUCAAACAGCUCUUCUACAUGAUCAACGCCGUGACCCUUAACAACCUGCUCCUGCGGAAAGAUGCCUGCUCCUGGAGCACAGGCAUGCAGCUCAGGUACAACAUAAGCCAACUUGAAGAGUGGCUUCGAGGAAAAAACCUUCACCAGAGUGGAGCAGUUCAGACCAUGGAACCUUUGAUCCAGGCAGCUCAGCUCCUCCAGCUGAAGAAGAAAACCCAUGAGGAUGCAGAGGCCAUCUGCUCUCUGUGCACCUCCCUCAGCACCCAGCAGAUCGUCAAGAUUUUAAACCUUUAUACCCCCUUGAAUGAAUUUGAGGAACGAGUGACAGUGUCCUUUAUACGAACAAUCCAGGCUCAGCUACAGGAGAGGAAUGACCCCCAGCAGCUACUGCUGGACUCCAAACACAUGUUUCCUGUUCUGUUUCCUUUUAAUCCAUCUUCUCUGACCAUGGACUCAAUCCACAUCCCGGCAUGCCUCAAUCUGGAGUUUCUCAAUGAAGUCUGAGGAUGCGUGAUUCCAAGGCAAACCAGGAAGCACGUACAGUCAGCUGAGAGAAUUCUGGGUCUGUUAACUAUGCCCGAAGUAGAUCAAACCAGAGUUAGAGAACCCGUGGAGACUACUGAACUAAACAAAGUGACGCACAUUGUCAUUAGUUUUUGUAUAUACUGUUCAGAAUAAAAAUACUUGAAAUGUGGAAGGUUGUUAAAGGUUUGACUUCGGUUUAAACAAAGACACAUCAUAAUGAAUAGCCAGUGCGUAGCUCCAGUUACCAUAUAAAAAUGCCAGUUCUACAGGGUGGAAGUGCCUACUUUGGUCUUUGUAUAUAACUGCAGAAUGUCCAAAUUAAGAUAAUAUUAAAAAUAGUGACAUAAAUU